UCCUUCGCAAGGGAUGGUUCACGCGCGCGCGUUCUUUCCUUCUCUCUGUAUUAUCAUAUAUUGUGCACCAAAACAUCACAUCACAUCAGCUUGAAAUCGCAUUCCGUGUGUUAUAUUGGUGUGUUCCGGAUCGUCCGCAUCGCACGGGGACACCACACAUAUUCCACUGCGAAAAAGGACAGCAGACAGAUAGGCGAGCACACACGGAGCGAGGCGCUGCGCUGCUGGGUGGAAGCUGAAAUUUUCCUCCUUCUGUGCCUGCUAUCCUUUGGAAUUUUCUGUCCACCUACUGGGGAUAGUCGUGGAAAUGUUUGUACCCAGAGGUGGAUUCUAUCGCUUGUCAACAAAUUCCGCACUAUCCUAACCGUUUCCGGGAGUUCUCGAAUGUGCUAGUGACCGACCCACCAUAUCAAGGUUGGGUGAGUGAACAGUUUAGUGGAUUUACAGCAAAAUUUCCGUCCCCGUCCCGUAAAUGUUUCGCAUUUUCGCGUCCCAUUCGUUCACUCGGUCGAAGUUGUGCGUGGAGUGUUGAAAAGUUAGCCGGAACAAGUGGUGCUCGAGGCGAGCUUUUCACCCUUUCCUCGUGCCAAUCGCGGUGGGUGGCAGCUCCUGUGGCUUCUUUCGCCACUCGUCGUUCGGGAAAGAAACUGUGAAACAGAGGACACGCUAACGGAGAGGAAAAACUCUCCUAUUCUCCAACUGCCCCGAGAUCUAUAGGAAACUUUUCGCUAUCUUCUCGGGCUCUCAAUCGUUCUUCAUCAGUGGAGCGAAGUCUUAAGUGAGCAAUGAGCUGAAGAAGAAGAAGGAAAAAAAAGUGAUUGAAAAGUGAAAAAUUAAAAAAGCUGAAAAUCAAAUACUUGGAAAUCAAGCAAACAAAAUUAGAUUAAAGGCAAGAAUUUCUCCUGCGCUGCUGCUGUUGCUGACGGGAAAUCGUCGGAGAAUUUCUGGCGCAGUGUGUGAGUGCAGGGGAACAGGCGGGGAGCGUUGCGGGAUCGGUGUGGACGGUGGAAAAGUUGUGUUUUCCCAAUUUGCCUCGGCGGAGUUUUCCGAUUCGCCGUGUCUGUGUGCGAGUUUUUGGUGGAUUUCUCCUGCGGCCGUUGCGUUAGUGUUGUUUGCUCUGGAAAUCGUGCUGUUCGAUAAGGCCGCACGGCAAUAAUUGGGGAAAAGCGCACAAACACAAAAAAAUAUCUGUACAGAAUAAGAGAAACAACAGCCCCAAAAGUUAAGGAAGAAACCGAAUUCGGAUAUUUAGCUGCAGAUCAAACGUUGGCGACUGCUGUCGGCGGCGAAGAAGUCAAUUUUGAAUAGAUACAGCAGCCGUUUUUACAUCACUGCUCCAUCUCGUGUCUCGUUAAGACAGAAGACAGCAGCCCGUUGGAUACAGACAGCAACAGCAUCAUCUGGAGCAGCAGCCGAUACUCAGCGGAGGAAAACACGGCAGCCAGCCGUUCGUCCAUUCCCCCCGACGCCACGACGGCAAUUGAUGGUGGUGGCCUAGCGAGUGGGUCGCUCUUCCGGUUUCCGGUUAGUCAGUGUCAGGAGGUCGUCGGGUGAUAAAAACCGGAACAUCCAACGACAACAACAAUUACUCAACUGUGAAUUCCGAAAGGGCCGCUCUUCGGAGCUGCAGAAAAGAACAUAAAUUAAGAGGGGACACACACACACGCUUGCCGAGAGGGUUGCAACGCUAGAUAUAAAGCAAAUAAAUAAACAUCAUUAUCAUCAUAAAAUAUAAAACACAUAGUUUACCGACGUUCGGGGAUGCAGGGUACCCGGUUGUGAAGCCCAAAUGUGUCCUGUGUGGACAAGUUGUGCAGAGUGAUGAUAGCGAGAGCAAAACGGCAUCCCUCAUUAAGUCAUCAAAAACUAGUGAAUAAUUUAGUGUGAAAGCUCUCCUAGAAUUAAGUGAUAAAAAUUAAGGAGCAUUUAAUGAAAAUUUAAGCAAGAAGCAGAGCAUCGACAUCCGCCGCCCUGGUUCGGGGAAACUUUCCACCUCAUUCAACUCCUUUCUGACUCUGUGUGAGAACUAUCCUAUCCCAUCCUAUCCGGGCGCUCUUCCGCUUCGUACAACGACGUACGUGUGCAAGAGUCAACACAGCAGAAAUUGGAGACAUCCUGUUUCUCCACAGCCCAUCCAUAACACCACCCUCCCCCCGCAACCCAACUAAUUCCUGUGUUCAUGAGAUUAAAGUGUUCAUUCUGGAACGUCGACUAUAAACUCUAUCGUCAUCCUACCUAUUCGCCCCUACUCUUGAACUUUGCUAGAAUUUCGGCUACCGAACCCACGUCGGCCCGGGCUCGAAACAAACGAUUUUUAAGGUCACACUUCCCCCUCCCAGCUACGGUACCCAGGAUAAGACACAUCGCCGCAUCGUCGCCUCCAACAAGAGAGAUAUUCUUCGGGACGGAACGAAACGGCUUCGACAAAAUAAUUGCAACAACCGGGCAGUGAGACUGUGGUGGGGCAGCACCGCUAAACAUCAAAAUCAAAACUCAGUGAGGACCAAACUUUAUCUUCCCGGAAGGGGGUGGCCGUAUCAACCUUCGAGAGAGGUUAUCCUUACCUAGCCCAGUUGGCGUGCCGAGAAGAUUGAUGGAUUACAUUCGUCGCUAGACAGCAGGUGAUGACGUCAUGAUACAAACGAUCGAUCAACGGAUUUGGAUUAUAUUUUGUUGGUACCUUGUCUUAACAUGUUUUCUCAUCAGUCACCACAUCAUCCCAGCGGCAACGGCGAGCAGUCGUUCGGCAGACCAAAGCCUCCGAUUCCUAGAUGACAGUGAGCUCGAACUGCUCGGCAUCCGACGCCAGCAGCCAUCAUCGCGCAACGAUGGAUCUACCACCUCCUCUCUGUCCCCCUCACUGGCCUCAACGGCUACCUCGAGGUCUCUCGUCGUCGGUAGGGCCAACGCUAGGGUAAACAAUAACCGUAGGAUAAAUUUAGUGUCUUAUAAAGCGGAUAUAGAUAAUAUUUUAAAUAACCUCGAAGACGACGACGAUGACGAAGGUGGUGCGAUUGAUGCCGAUCGAAGAUUCGAGCUAGGUGCCAAACUGUACGGACGGAUCCGCGAGGAUAACGAUCAGCAUGACAAAGGCUCCUCCCGUCCGGACCGCCAUCGAACGUUAGUUAAUCAAAUUGCCCAAAAGUACUAUCCAAACCACCGUCGUCACCGGAGAUCGCUGCUGCUGCGACGAGCGGCACGGAGUUCCAAUGCUGGCUCCGACGCCGACGCGUCACGGCCUGAGGUGACCAUUUCGUCCUUUUCUACCACACUGUCUCCCAGUUCUAUUUCUACGACUUCACCACCGCUUGUGUCCCGCGAGGGACCACUCACCAGACCUGUUGUAAAUGAACCUUCCAACCAGAGUAGUAGUAAUAGUGAUACCAGUGAAUACGACAAACAAGAAAAGAAUGGGAAGAUGGCUGUGAAAAAUAUGAUUAGAAGUAAUAAUAGUGAGCAUAACUUUGUAAGUAACCUGACAUCGGUUAGCACCGACCAUUCAUCAUUCGACAAGAGCCGAGAGAAGCGAACGGGCGUCGGAAUCGCGCCCUCCGUCUCGGCGGUGUCACAACCCGCUACCCGAAGCACUGUUCCGGAAGUGGGGCACCGAAAAGAAGCCGAAACGGCAUCGGCGGCGGGUGGUCACAGUUUCCCAACCCACCCAAACUCGGGAACUAAUACAUCAACGCAGAGAGCAGUUACAUCAACACAAACAUCGUCACUAACGUCAACGGCAGCACCGGUUGCACCGGCGAUGGAAACGGCGCAACCGGAUGUGAAUUCCGCUUUGGAACGAACAAUAACACCACGGGAACAAUUGCCGCAAAAUAGCUACAGUGCCAUUAAUGUCGACAGUUUCAAUUUGCUCGACGAUAGCGUUUAUGUCAGCAACAGUAGCAGCAAAUCGCUGCCGACGACCAACGGAGGUUCCUCGGUACCCAUACCCGCCAAACAACAACAGCAGCAGCAGCAGCAUGAGAGCUUGAGUAGUAAUAACAUAUUUGCUAGUGAAAACUUUGAUGAGCAAAUUAUUUUCCUCAACGGUGGGGACCUGCUGGAGGCCAGCGCCGAGCAGUACGAUAUGCGUCAGUUCGGUAAGGUGGAGCGGGACGUUGGCAUUGGCGACUUGAGAAAUAGCGAUCCAUUCCUGCACGACGAACCGGUUGCAUUGCCGCUGCGGCCCAUCAUCCGGGGACCCACAGAUGAUCACACCGAGGACAACGUGGUUGUCAUUUACGCCGAGCAGCACGAGACCGUAAGGCUGGCCUGCGAGGUCGAUGCGGACAUAACCUCGAGCGUGUGGCUCAAGGAUGGCCAGAUGGUGCACGUAAUGGACAAAAAGUCACGAACCGAUGAUAUUAGAUUUGUGCGGGAAUCCCACGGAGGCAUCACCAUCUCGAACGUGAUGCUGGAGGAUGAUGGAGUGUGGCAGUGCGAGGCGGAGAACGCCCGGGGCUUCUUCUUCAACGGACGCCCGAUCAAACUGGUUGUGUUGGAUCCCCCCAAGGAACCGUACCUGCUGAUCGACCAGCGGCGCCUCGACGCAGGAAACAUGUUCAUUCCGGUUAAGGAGAACUCCGAGCUCACGUUGGCCUGCGUUAGCGAGGGCGGAAAUCCGAAGCCUUCGCUCAGCUGGGAAGUGCUGCUCAGCCCCGGAAUCGACCGUCACGCGCAAAAAAUCUCUAACGAUGUGCUCGAGCUGCAGGAGAUUAAACGAGACAAGGAUAAGGAAUCCUACAAAAUAAACACUGGUGCUAUUUCGGAAGCGAAGCUUCCGGCAGUCUUUCGUGUGCAUCAUAACGCGCGCAUCCUUUGCGUUAUGGAACAUCCGACGCUCAAAAUGCGUCAAAACGCCUCGAUCCUGCUCGACGUUCAGUACACACCCUCGUUCGCCAUCACAAGGACUCCCGGCUUUGGCUAUCCGCUGCGGGAAGGCAUCGAGGUGUCACUGAAGUGUGAUGUCGACUCGAACCCACCCUCGACGCCGGUUUGGCAGAAAGAUGACGGCGAAACACCGGUCCCGCAAACCGGUGACGGAUUUCUCAAUUUCAGCUCGAUUAGGCGGGAACAUUCGGGUUGGUACAAGUGCACCUCGCGGCAUCUCAACUUCCAGUACUCGAGCAUAGGAUAUUACCUCAGCGUGAGAUACGACUCCGUUGAUGUCACGUCCGAACCGGUGGAGCAGGAUUUGCCGAUGUCUUCGUCCUCGUCCUCCUCGUCAUCGUCCUCAUCUGCAACGUUAGCUGCGGCUGGUUCACAAAACGGUGCUAACAAUUUCAAAGGUGGUCAGAUGGAGGUAGAACUCGGUGGAUCCGUCACGCUUCAGUGUCCGCAGGGUUCACUCGGCUGCUGGUCCCAUUUGGAUCCGAUAACGGCUCGCCUCAAAGGGCUCGGCGUUGGCAUCUCCACACCGACCGGCCAAUUCUCGCUGAAGGAUGUCGUCUACCAGGACGCCGGCACGUACAAGUGUGUCGGCCAAAGUUCAACCAAUCGCAAAAAGCUCGAAGUGCUGCAAACGGUUUCGAUUGCUGUUAAAGGGGCUCCGACAGUAAUUGCUCGAAAUACGACUCCAGUGGCCUAUCCGGGCUCGCCACUUCACCUCUCGGUGGAGUUCUGCGCCAGUCCACCCGCCUAUGCUGCCCGCUGGCUGCAUGGCGAUCUGGUUUACACCCCCGGCAAGAAGUACGGGGAUGACGUGCUGGCAUACGGAUUCAUCGAUCUGCCAACGCCAUUCUGCAAGGAGGCACGUCUAACCUACGUUCACAUGCACGAGAAAGUUCCUCGUACGUUCUAUUUCAUCGUAUCAUCGCCAGGUGGCGUUGCGGAGGCGAUCUUCAACGUGAACUUUACGCUGAAGCACAAAACCACCAGUUCAUCGUCGUCCUCCUACUCAUCAUCAUCCACCGGUGGUGGCUCGGGUCCAUUCGGAUCGUCCUCGUCAUCAUCCCUUUCGCCAGCAUCGGCAUCCGCUUCCGGUAGCGGUCUCAGCAGCGGUGGCUCCGGCUACAAAAUUAACACCAACACCAUCAACAACCUGCCCAACAAUGGGCUGGACGAGGACGAGGAGCUGAUGGAACCGGAAGAGAUUCAUUUUCCCAUCUUUGGCUCGGGCGCCAACAGCCCGAUGCAUGUCUGUAAGCAUCACUCUACUCUUUAUCGCUGUUACUCCGUACUCCUAGCAUUGUUGACGUGUUUUAGAUAUGUUUUAUUAAAGUAUUAAUUAAAGUGUAAUUACGAGAGUUCCAGAAAUCGAGUGCGCGUGAGAUCGAGUGAGCGGUGGGAAAUCCCAACGCGCGUCCGCGGUGACAACCAAGUUGUCCCCGAAACAUCCUUUCCCCCCGAGCGAAUGGCUGACUGAAUGUCGUUGCGAGUGAGCGUCGUAUGUGCGGGUUUGAUAGUGGAUAACACACACACACAAACACACCCUCAGAGUCCUUAACUUAUCCUCUUGCAUCUUUCCCACGUGAGGUGGGGUUGUUCGGUUUUUCGAAGAAAACAAAAAGAAAAACAAAAAUAUGUGUAGCUUUCAGUAAAAUGUUUUCAAAAGAUAUUUGUAAGUAGCUUUUACAUUCCCAUUUUUACAUGACACUCCAGAAGAAAAAGUGAAUCGCUGCGAUAAUUUUUUGGGAAACCGAUCAUCUCUAGCUGCCCGCCCUGUUUACUCCGAAUAUUAAUACUCGCUCUAGAAUCCCACAAUUCAAACCACUUUGCUGUCACUGAAAUUCCGCCAAAUGAAGAAUUAAUAUCUGCGCCAAGCAGCAAAGCGUGAAGGCGUAAUUACAGCGCCGCACAAUAAAUCUACCCCUUCCUUAAGACCCAUCUCAAACCAGUAUUAGCGUGUUUCUGUCUUGCUCCUUGCCCCCAUUCCCCUCCCCGAACCGAACCCAUUUGGUGUCAUGUGGUAAAUCUCAUUUUAAUUAGUUCUCAUCUCACAGUCAAUCGGGAGACAACGUGGAUCGGGCUAAAAAGUUGAAGAUAUCUCUCCCCUUCCGCACGGCGCACACAUCCGCUAAUCGUCGCUGCAAUCCAAGCAAUUAUCGAAACCGGCGAAAAGUAGCUUCUCAGAAACCUGGCUCCUGGCCUGACUGGAGUCAGGCUAAUUGUUGGCAAUUUCGAUUCCAAUUCAAGAAGAGUCGCAUGUUUUCGAGCUCUCGGGCUAAUGAAUAUGCGUACUUCCGGGAAGUGUUGUUUGCCGAGUACCGAGAGAGUUAUUAUCGCUAGACGCGCGCCCCCGCGCUUGAUGAAGGGUUUGCCACUCAUUGAAAUUCUGAUUCGCAGAAUAAUUGAUGGAGUCAAACUUUUGUGUCGGCCGAUUGGGUGCUGCUAAGGUGAAACACUCGGCGACGGACGAUGAUGGUGAUGAGUUAGGGUUUUGGGGCCUGUCUACAAUGUGUAUAUUUGCAAAUCACCGAGGGAAAGGUUUGGGAAUUGGAUCAGUAGAUUUUCUGUUUCAACACAACUACAUUGUGCUUCAAACUUGCUGACAAUGCACAAGUAUGGAAUUGUAUUAGCUCGCAUGUCCAAUGCGAGCAGUUGAUCGCUUAUUUGCGCGUUGAUUUAUGCCAUUAAAUUAAUAAGCUUAAUGUUAUUGCGUGAUAAUUUCUAUAUGCGAUAAUUUUGGUAUAUAGCUCUAGGAGUGAUUAAGUUUUUCCUAAUCUAAACAAAAAUCUCGGUGAAUGUUAUUUUAUGCAAAUAUACAAUUGAUAGAAUCACAGCGAAUCAUUCGUAAAUGGCGGUAAUUAUCUAUCAUUUUCUUAUUUAUCUUGAACUCUAUUAUUCGAACUCGUAUCGUUGAUACCAUUUGGAACCAUCCAGAGAUGGCUCAUUAACACUGUUUAAAAAUCUCCUAACAAUUGGUUGGCUCUAGAAUGCCGCAUGGCUGGGGUUUCGCAAUGCCGUAAAAUAAAACUGUGCUUUUUCCAGAAAAAAUAUACUUCGACUUGGUAUGAAAUUUUUACUGGGAUAUAACUUCUCGCUAUUUUAUUCAUGGAAAUGCAACUUUAUUGUAGAAAAAGGUUUACAAAUUUGUAAAAAAUAUCUCCCAACACUAACUUGUCUUAAUUUUUCUGGCAGAACAUGAAACUGUUACGGUCUACUGAUGCUGUCUACGAGUCAGCACUUUUUUGAUGUCUUCAUAUGAGCGUAACUACUGAUCAAUUAGACCAGUGGUACUCAACCUUUUAUCAGAGAGGCAACACACGAACGUUUCGCUAAGUAAUAAAACGCCAAUAGGAGCAGAUUUUCAAAUUAAAUCUCAGAACUAACGUUUAUGUUGAUUGCUCACUGUCGAGAGCGACACUGAAACACUGAACUUACUGAAUAUCCAAAUAUUUAGUUUUUAAGUAUCUUCUAGCGAAAUUACAAUUCCAACGCUCCAAAUAUUACUCAGAACAGAACCAGAAAAUCUAACCGAAAUCGGAUUCCACCAAACACCCGAUUGGCGACGUCGACAGCAAAAGCUGCGGGACAAAUUUUACACCGAAGAACGCAGCUCUCAUCGCUGUAAAACACUUUUUUUUUCACAGCCGGCUUGAAAUGCACUUCACUUUGACGCCACUUUUAACCCGGAAACUUUGCUCGAAUUCACAAAAAAUCAUUGACCGUCCGGAAAAAGUCACCAACAAGUAAUUCACGAUUUAUCAGUCAUCCUACUAGCGACAAGCGAGACCAUGGCUUUUCUCAAGAUCGAGCGUUUAUUUAAAUUUUCCAAAUUGGCCUUUUUUAAGGCUGGAAGCGAAUGAACCGAGAAAAUUUGAGAGUCAGAGAAGGCUUCUACAAUUCAAAACAUCAUCGUCAUUACACCAAUUAUCAUUACACGCUCCUGAUUUCAGGAAACUCUCUUCCAGCAAAAAAUUAUUAAAAUAAAUUCACUUUCGAUUAUUACUUUGGAAUGUAUCGACAUUUUUAGAAUAGCUGUUUAAUCGAAAGUUUUAGUGGCCCUGAAAAGGACCGAUGGUUUGGCGGGGUUUUGUAGAAGCAGUUUGUGUCCAUACUGUCAAUGCAUGUAGCGCAUUCAGUAUACAUUGCAAAUAUUUGUUUCGUGUUAGACACAGUGCGACCCGAGGCGAUUACAUUUUUCCCCAUAAUUCUAAUUAUUUGAUAACAAAUUAAAUUAACAAUUCGUAAGUAUGAUUUAAUCAUACAGUUACUUAUGAUUUCGUUGUUGUUACACAUACAAAAUAGUUUAAAACAAAGUAACACCAAAUGGGUCGCACAGAUGGAGCCGCCGGGCCAUCCUAUCUGAGCUAGACCAUGUGCCAUCAAAUGGAACAAGUAAUAAUCGGAUGGCGGACUAUCAGGGAAAUACCACUAGUGCACCCAACCUAGCGUUGGCAGAAAACAUGUCAUCUUUGGCAGAAAUGAUGCCAUUUAGUGUGCUGUUGAGUCAAAUGCUCAAAUAAUGAGCUAUUUUGAAAGCUUAAAAAUGGUUUGUUUGUAUGCGUGCAGACAUCUCUUUCUGUUUUCUUUUCUCAAUUAAUUUGGGAUUGUGCAAAAAAAAGUCCAUACGACGUCAAUGGCGAUCGAACCAAGGCCGGCUGGAAUGCAAAGCUAUUUUUCACGACCACGCUAUCCACAUGGGUAAUGAUGCUUAAGAAGUUGAUCAGCAAAAACGUGAUAAUAUUGCAUCUGAUUAUAAAAUGAAGUUGGGAAGUGUUUUCUAAGAGUAAAAAAGGAGCGCAUGAAGGCGAACAAUAUCUAUCUCGGUCUGGGCCGUGUAUGUGGCAAGGCAUACGGAAAGCUUAUUUGUCUUUUGUUUCGCUCGCUCGUAUUAAUCUUAUAUUGCUGUACCAUGUAUAUUAUACAAAUGCUUAACAGUAUUUGUGAGUCAUGAUAUUUUCUGUUAUUUUAUGUCUAAUUCAAUGUCGUAAAUUGGGAUGACAAAACAUGAGCUUAAAAUCAAUUUUGGGUGUGGGAUAAGACUUCCCAUUUAAUGUUUCCAAAUAGAUUUUAACGGGUUAGGCAACGUGAGGUCGAGCGUUGUCAUGCUUUAGAAUCAUUUUUCGAGUCUCUGCUCAUAUUGUGACCGUUUUUCGCGCAAUUUUCGUCUAAAUCGUUCAUGAUUUUUUUGCGAUAUGUCCAAAUCGACCAGCACUUACUUCUAUUUAUAAAAAAGCGAGAAUCUAAAUGCGCCUAAUGUUACGUCAGAUGGACUCUUCCUCGCCACGGUGAGUAAUAAUGUUGAACAGAACUCACUCUGUAUAAACUUCCUAUUCAAUUGUUAGAAUUUGUGAUGUUUUGUGCGCACACCAAUCAGGGGCAACAUACUCCAGGAUACCACGCACAAAAAAAUCAAGCGUUUUCGGCGUGUAUAUUUCGAUUAAUUCCUAACGGCCAUAACUCUACUGUAUUACGUGAUCUUAAGUUUUGCAUCGAAGGUCACUCCUAGAUUGAAGAUGAACUAAUAAAUAAAUCCACUCCUUGGUGUAGAUGUACUUCAUUGACACAACAGAUCACAACAGAUCAGCUGAAUCGAGGUAAUUUUACGACAGAUUUUCGAAUCGUCGGUAAGAGACAGUUAAAAUAAAUAGAGUAGCGAGGAAGAUAGUUUUUUGACAAAAAAUUUGAGGAUCACUGGUUACAAGUCAUCGAAUUAUCUUGUGGAUCGUCAUACUGAAGAUUUUUUUUUUAUGAUAUUAAAUUAAACAAGUAACCAUAUUGAAGGCAAUAAACGGAUUGGUUAUACUAUAUGUAUAGUCUCUUAAUUAGGAGAACAAAUUAAGACAUUAUUUGAAUGCUAAAUAUACCAUGCCUUGUCAAGAAAAAUUCCAACCCGAGAAGACUUUCGACCGAUCGGUCAUUGAUCCCAAUACCUAAAUUCGCCUUAGCCAUGAAGUUACAGGGGAUUUACAGAAUCUCUGAUAACAAUCUGCUGGUUUGAUCGUUUUCGUGUUUGAACUGUCGAGCAAACCCAAGCUCAACUCCAGCCGAUACUUCAAAUCCAUAGUUCAUUCCAAGGUAUAUCAAGAAAAUUUCCAAUUCGAAAAAAAAUCUUGGUCGACCUGGAAUGAAAUCCGAUACCCAAUACCUUUAUCCGGAUUUGUUUUUGAGUUCAAACAGUUGAACACACCUAAACCUAAUUCCAGCCGAUACGUCAGGCUCUUCUUCCUAAUUGAGAUAAUUCUGAUGAGCCUCAGAAAGUAGUCGGGCAGGGUUAUGGUAGCGACCAACUCACAUCUCACGUAUUGUAGGCUUCAAAGAUGCCCAAUCCAACUCAAUCGUGGAAACCGCAAACCUCUUAGCUACGCUCUUCAAGAGCGUGUUCAGCAAAGUGUCACCCGUACCAAGACGUGACGCGAUGAACCUCGCUGCGAUUCAGUUCAGUUGUGAAACGAAAUUGAAAACGAAUAAGCGACUUCGAUCACCCCUUUAUUUAAUCAAUAUCUUCGUAAAAUGACCUUUCCGGAGGCUUGGAAGGCUGUCUAGAUUGUUCUCAUUCAUAAGUCUGGGAGCUGCAAAAUGAUUGCUACUUUUCGAACACUAGCGUCUUUCUAGACUAGGAUUAGGACUUUUUAUUAAAAGUAUACCGGUUGUUCUUCAAAAAAAAGUCAGUGAAUGAGGUAAAGAGGCCGUUCUCAGUCGUACGGCGCAACUUGGUGGAGAUGCUCUCACAAGAGCGCUGGACGGCACUGACAUCCAUCUUCCGGAUGCAAUUCCGGAUCCUCGUGGUUAGCUGGUUGGUGUCCGUGGCCCGCCAAUUAUUUUUGUACACCAGAGCACUGAGGGAGCCGAAAAAAUCAUCGAUCCGACUUCACUGGGGCAAGUUGGACGGGUUCCGUUCCUUGGGUACUUACGGUAUCUGUUUUUCCUCGAGAUACGCCAACGACUUCUUGGCCUUAUGGGAAGACGCCUUGUCCGACCAGAAGACGUACUUCCCAUCAGAAUGAUGCUCCUCUAGGAACGGAACCAGGAUCUUCUCCAGGCACUCCUUCUGGUACACCUUCUGGUUGGUGGCAAGUCCGAUCGGCUUGUUACACCAGGGCUUUGAAAUCUCUUUGUCGGAGAUUAUAAUAUACAGCAUACCUUCAUUCUCAAACUUAUACAUGUAUUUGUAUUUCACUUUGGGGGGGUGUGGACGACUUGUCACUUGUAUAGCACCGGUCAUUGCCGGGAAUAUGGGACUUUGACAGCGGAAAAUAACCCUCGUCGUCCAGCGCAAACGACCCCCUGCGAUAAUUCUUCGUCAUUCACCGGCACUACAAUUUCACGGUCGCUAUCUGCUCGUCCGUGUACUCUGGCUGAACUAGUCUUCUUCCGACAGACGAUGCCCUCAAACUUGAGGGUUCUGUGGUUGUAUGAAUGAGAGCAACGAAAUUUUCGGCCGGCGUCACGCAAACUUAUACCGCCCUUGUUGUCGAACAGCUUUUUCAGAGAUUCUUUCUUCUUUUUAUCGGACGACCACUACCAAUCUCCCACUCGACGUUCCGGGAUGCCAGGAUGCCGGUAAACGGUGCUCAUCGGCACAUUUUCGUCACGAAAGUGGUCUACUGUAAAAUUUUUUCCUUGACUUUCACGCGUUUCGAAGAACCGUACAUCGCGCUCGCGGAGUGCUUGUUGUUUCGACGCCAUCUUUGAUCGAACUGACAGCACCCGAGGGAAUAGAAACGAGCAACCCGUUUCUAUGGAACCCAGAGAGCAAUUCUCUCGGGGAGGAAAAAAAUUUUGCUCUCUACUUGAAAUCAUUUUAGUUUUUAUUGAACACCCAUUAAUUGCUGUCGCUGCCUUCAAGAACUGCUCAAGAGAUUAUUCUGUAUUUAAGUUCUUCACAAACUGCGCUGGAAAGGAGGAGCACGUGGCACCAAAAACUUCCGCGCAUGACUUCAUCACACCAGUCCCGUUCAAAACGAUCGACUAGAUUUUUUGUGGUAGCUUCUUUCUUUCUUUCUUCUUUGUUUUUAAGAGGCUUUAAACUUUGCAGUUCAUUCGCCUCUAUGGUAGCUACUAAGAUCUCUCAAGCGAAUAUCUCGUCAGCUUGCUCCGGCACCACUGCUCCUCCCAUAACAUACUGCUCUCGAAUAACGUCUUGUAUUUUCUGGUUGCUCACUGUUGUGGCGAAAUAUAGAUUCGAAUACGUAUGAAUACUCGGUUUCCGUUUCUCCAAACCGUGAAUCGUCCAGCCAAGUUUUGACCGAACUGAUGUCGGUUCGCUUGGACUUCUAACCCGUGAAUCCAGAGUUGCGAACAAGUACAGGUUAUCUAACCCAAUCAGGAUCAUAGGCAUGGCCAGUAUGCCAGUCAAAUGCUGAUACCAUUUGACCACUUUCAUAUUUUGUGUCUUUCUGCUUCGGCAGCCUAAUAAUAUUCCAAGUGCGGCGAAAAAAAUAUUUUUUGUGGGUGGCAAUAUUGUUGCCACGCCCUUAUAAAGGAUUAAGCGUGUUGCAUUUCGCUUUCCGCAAAUCUACAUAUUCCUUGAUGUAGCAGAGGACGAUAGUUUACCAGGCAAUUCGAUCUCCCACAUCUCAAUAGCUGCGCAAUAUUCAUACGGCUGAAUUCUUCGCAGAGCUUGAUAUGGUGAUCCGAUCUAGUGCGUUCGUAGUGACCGUCCACUUGUGGCAGUGUUUGUUCACUGUAUUUACAUUUCGAGCGACCAACUUACGCGCAUCUAAUUCGAUGGGGUGUAUCAAGAGUGGCUACAUCUGGCUACAGAUUCUCGUUAUUGACUGCGUGUGUCAAAAUUUGUUCACAGUAAGAAUAGUUAUGAACGAUAAAACUAUUUCAUGACCUAUUUGCUAAUAUGGCACCUUCACUGGAAGACGUAGUCCUUCGUCAAAAACUCGUAAGUUUUUCUCCUGUUUUCGCUAGAGUUCGCCCCAUAUUCUAGAGAUCUUUUAAUAUUUUCAUCCCAAGAUACAUAGAAAAAGAUCUGCAAAAUUUUAAUUCUUUCGGAUUUUUAGGAUGCUACACUUUGUUUUGGCUUGCCUAGUCUGUGCAAAAACGUUGUACAGAUUUUUGUGCACAAGCAGAUCAUUAUUGAAAUACCACAAUACUUGGUGAAACGAAUGAAAAUAUAAUACAAUUUUCGGAUCUAUAGAUUUAAAAGUUCUUGAAUCUAGAUUGUAUAUUAUCGUUUAUUAAAACUUUCGAGCUGCCGUCACGAUGUUCUAUCGAAUCUUUUGAUCUCAAAAUAGCAUUCAUACGGGGUACGGAAUUCAUUCUCCAGAGCUCCAGAGAUAUUCCCAUCGUAGAACCCUGGAAACGCCUCUUAUACAACGAAUUUCAUCCUUAUGAAACUGAUCCAUUAUUGCAUUGUAAAUGCUUUCAUGAUCAGCAGCACUAAGCGAAACUGUGGCGAGUAAGUCGUCAUGUAUCUUAAUGUUGCUUUGUUCAAAUGUAAGAAAUUUCACACGUGGAAAAAGACUGUACCAAUCUGUACUUUUUGACGAAAAUCUGUACCCUGUACCGUACAGAAUCUGUACCAAAAAUAACGAAAAAAUCUGUACCUUUCUAGAUAAAUAUGUACGUGUGGCAACACUACCUGCUACCAGAGUGUGUUUACCAGUUCAAGAUGUUUUGAAAAUGUAUCCUAGAGUAUAUCACUACAUGGUGAAAUCAUCAUCAAAUUUUGUUUUUAAUCUAAGAGUAUAUCCUCGGAAAAUUAAAAAUAAGAAGUUAUAGUGUUCAAUCUUAGUUGUGCUCCCGUGGCCGAGUGGUUAGGGUCCUACACUAUCAUACCGGGGGUUCGGGUUCGAUUCCCGUUCUGGCCGGGGGAUUUUUCGUCAAAGAAAAUUCUUCCGGCUUGCACUGUGGUCACGUGUAUUCUAGAGCUUGCCACUCCAGAGUACAUUUAAGGCGUGUUACUCGGCAUAGAAAUCUCAAAAUGACGCAAGUAAUGCUACGUUGAUAAGGCAAAAGUUCCACUGGAACGUUAGUGCCAUCCAAGAAGAAGAAGAAUUGUUCAAUCUUCCAAUUCCACGGCCGUAUUGUUACAUUUUAAAAAUAUGUUUGAUAUUUUUCGACGACAAUAUCAGUCGUUCAUUCUAAGCUGUCUGAUUGACAUCGGUAAAUUAAUAUUGUUUUCUGGGAUGUUUUAUAUAUUGUUAAAAAUGUUGUUUACGCCAAUUAUUUGGCAAUCAUUAACACCUCUAUUUUAUUAUAAUAUUUCUUAGAUAAUUUGGAAUACUGCAGCUGUGUGAUAUUUCUUUUCGAGCUAACAACCCUGGUUCAUGUAUUUGAGCCAGGAUUAAUAGUUUCAAAAUAUGAUUUCAUCGAACUCACGGAUCAGAUCCAUGUUUAAUUCUAACCGUUUCAACGUUUGAAAUGAAUAUACCACAUGACACCAGAGAUAUGUUCAUCCCUUCCCAAAUUGUGCCUCGCCGAGAUCUGUCGGCGAACCGAUACCAAUCUCCCUCCAACUUUCAACUAGAAACUACCCUGUAAGAAUUUCUGUUCUAGCACUCCACAAACACCCGCAAUGAAAGCCAUCAAAACGAAAACGAUGUCAAACAUUGGAAAACGGAAAGUUAAUAAUAAGCAUAUACGCAAGCCAAUACAGGAAUGAAUACUUACCAAACAACAACAUCAAACAGAAUUACAUAUUGCAAUUCGAGUAAUUUUUAGGGAAUCGCGUGUGGAUGAAACGAAAAACACAGAGAAUGCUCGCAGACACACACUCACAUACAACCGAAUAUAUAUGUAAAAUGAAUGAAAAAAGCGUAACAAUUAUAAAAAAGUAUAUAAAGUAUAUAAAUUACAUAUAUAUACAUAAACUAUUAAAGAAGCCGCAGCAGCGUGUGCGAGCAUUGUGAAACCACAAGGUAAGAUACCAACAGACAACAGAAGAACAGAAACACCCAAAACUAUUUAAUAUUUAGCGCGUAAGUGAACGUAGUCACACUGCAAAAGGUGUGACAAAACAAAACAAAAAAGGAGGUGAAACUUUCGUACGAAAGAGUACUGUGAAUAAAUAAUUGUUGAUCGUUUAUUUUUCCUCCUCUGUUAAGUAGUUAAGAGCGAAUCAAGCAAACGGAACUGCGAAAUGGUCGAAUUUUUACGUUAUGCAAACCGGAACGGUGCGGCAUAAUAAUAAUGACGGAAAACUUCAGCCGGAAAAUUAAGGAAUUAGGGCAAAUAAUAAGUAAUUGGACGUUCCUUUCCUGACUUUUAAUACAUUUCUUUUCUUGACGGUACGAACCAUCCCCACUCCCUCAAAUUGUGCUCUUUAUUUAGUGAUUUUGUUUUUCCUUGUCCCCACCAACAUUUGUGCUUUUCCGACAAAGGAAAAACCAAUUUGUAUCUUGUGCCAAAAAUUUUUACGAGAGAAAUACACACAGCACCACACACCACAAAGACCCAAUGCAUAGUAGUUGCUUCGCUAUGGUAGAGGGAAAUUACUUUGCAUGUUCCACUUUUAUCCUUCACACAAUGAAUGAGGCUUUUGGGGAGUCAAAUGAGAAGAGGGAAGGGGGAAUUCACUUUAGCUUUGGCAUACUCUUACUCUUUGGCCAAUAUCAGAUAUGAUACAUUAUUUUGCUCCUUCCAUGAGAGGCAUUCUUUUUCGUUCGGAUCGUUCUUCGGAGGCCGACGGAACGACGGCGGAUGGCGCCAUGGCUCAUAUCACAGGUUCCCGAUUGCGAUAUUGGGAUAUGUUUGUAGUGGGAAUCUUCAUCUAAGUUGAACAGUUUCUUUCCGGUUAGGAAAUUUUCCAAGUGAGUUGGCCAGGAACUCUCUGACGGUGUCAUUUUCUGCACUUGGUGUUUUAACCCCAUUGAUUGAUGCCCAUUCCAAGCAUUUCAAAGUUUCUGGAAGCGCCUAAUUUUUCAGAGGAGAUUCCUGAAUUUUUGGAGGGUUCAGCGACAUAAAUUGAAGAUUUGGUAGUUGUUGGUUCUCAGGGCUAGACAGAUUGUUCUUGAUGAUGACUUUGAAACGUUGAUUUAGAAGUAUUGAUUAGGCUACUAAUUAUUAUGAUAAGAGAUUUGGAAAUUGUGAGCUCCGCACAAUUUGUUCGAGAGUAACGGCUCAUUUGAGAAUCGUGGCUUAUUUGAAAGCCCUGUGAGCCUUAUUUUAUUUGAAAGCUUCGGUUCAUUCAUGAAUCGUGACUUAUUUGAGAGUCGUGAUAAGUUUGAGAGCUGCGGUUCAUUCAAGAACCGUGGUAUAAUAGAAAGUCGUGCUUUUUUGUGCUUUUUGUGGGCCGUGGCUUUUCGAAUGCUGAUAACUCGAACAUUUUUCAAAUUGAUCGGAAAGAUAUUUCCAUCAAUUGAAAGGAAAUAUUUCUACGCAUCUAUCACAAUUAAUAAAAUGUUAUUUUUCAUGAGUUGAACGAUUGAAUAACUGUAAAAUGUCAAUCGUUAUCUAAAGGCCCUCUCUGUCCCGUUUUGAUUGGCCCGAUUUACGGUUUCCCCAACACAGAUGUCAAACCUACUUUUAAACUGAUUAGCCUGGGAAAACAGUCUUUUCAGAUAUUAGAGGCGAAUGAGUUUAAAGCCUAUAUAGUAUAAAAAGUAGAAAUUGAAGUUGUUGAUUCAUGUAAGUCGAAGGUACUUCUGUACCCGCGUCUUUGUUUUGCAUUCCGGAAUGUGUGUCUAACACGAGCUACUUAAAGCGGGUACAAACACAACUCUUUGGCUCGGUUAUUCAAAACUGUAUUGGAAGAUAUGCCUUCAUAUAUUCUGCUCACUGAAUUUCUACGCAUAGUGUUCGAUGAUUAGGCAAAAUGCUGUCAUCAAACGGUAGUCUCACGUCAACCUUGCGGUAAUAUCGUAGAUAUAACGCAUCCAUUGUUUUGUGAGCCUUGGUUCAUUUGAAAGUCACGAUCUUUUCUGGGAAUAGCCGUUUUUUGAGAGCCGUUGGUUAUUUGGGAUAGUUAACUUAUUUGAGAGGCGUGGUUUAUUUGAUAAGCCGUAGAUUUUUCAAAACGAUGCGACUCACUAGAGAUUCGUGAUUUAUUUGGGAUCAUCGGUUUAUUUGAGAGCCGUGCUUCACAGCAGUGAUGUAUUCAAGAGCCCUUGCUUCUUCUGUGAGCCGCAGAGUUGUGUUUUUUCUUAUUUUGAGAUUAUCGGCCGUUGUUUGUUUUAGAGCCGUUACUUAUUUGAAAGUCGCGACUAAUUCAUUGAGCCGUGAUUUCUUUGAGAAGCUGAUUUUACCUGAAUCGAGCUUUAUUGUUGAAUGUAUAAGAUCUCAUCCGUAUACACUAACUGCAUGACAAUAUCAUUUUGAGGAGAAUUUUGAGCAGAAUGCACAAUCUCGAUUUAUAGAAAAAAUAAUCGCAAUUACAUAUCGACAGAUGUGUGCCUUCCUUGGUACACAGCUGAUUAGAGACGAUCGUAAGUCUCAGUACGACGUAUACUUUUACGACGUUGAUCCAUUCAAACGAUAGUUUUCCGUCCACUGAAUCUUUUGAGGACUCGACAAAGAAUAGAUUUCGAAAAAAUCAACGUUUUCACUAUUUUUAGGUGAAACUAUAGAUAUGUUUUAAACCUAUCUACGUCGGGUUUCUGUAAUGUGUUUCUUACGGCCUCCAUCUGUUAGAACCUUUCUUUAGCAAUUUCGAUAAUUAUUAUAACUUUUGACACGAUUGGUGAAUUGUAAAAAAAAUGUAACCUAAAACAUCAAUGGCGUUUCUCGAUACAAAUGAUCAAUGACAAAGCAACACCAUCUAGUGGAAAAUAAUCGCGCAUACUCUUGAAAUGACCCAUUAUGAAGCGCCAUUAGGAUUCCUUGCAAUUUGCCGCAAAUUGGAAGGAGAAAGUUGAUCCUCCGUGGGUAAUUUUUCAUCAAAUUCAUAAUGUGAGUAUUCCAAGUACAUUUUACAAUUCGAGUUAGACCUCAAGGAACUUGAAAGACAAUGUAUUUAUUCCGAAGACAAGAAUACAAUCGGGUUGGGAACCUUUUCCGAGUUAGCUUUCUUUGGAGAGUAUUCGAUAUCUAGGUUACGUAGCGAGAUAGACAUGUUAUGUAAGGAUUUUUUCAAUGGAUCUUCAAAGUUCAGGUCACACCCUCCUUCUACGGAAACCACACCGUCAUCUGCAUGAUAUCUUGGCGUGCAGAAUUCUGCCAAGCAACUAUCGAUAUAUCUAAUAUGAAAGUCAUGAAGAAGAAGGCUGAUCCAUGAGCCUUGGCUCUCUGGAGGUUAUCAAUUACCCAAGAUUAAAGUUCAUUAAAGUUUCUGAAAACUAAUAGUAUAAGUUUUGUUUUAAACUCCAGAAUGUCCACUUCCAAGAACAUUGACAGAAUUACAAUGAAAACCCAAUCAAAAGAUCUACUAAUAUGAUACUUGCCACGAAUCGGCGUUGCUUACCUCUUGACCAUGAAAGCUUCUAUGUCGAGAGCACCCAAAGCGUUUAGUCUGGACCAUGCUUAAAAUUUCCCAAACUGUUAAAAAUUCACUCCGUCGAAAUCCUCCAUCGAAACCACCGCCAUUCCAGCUCAACGUUUUACAAAACCCCAACCAGUGUGAGCCGCUGUGAAGUAGUUACAUUUUCAUAAUCCUUGCCUAGCGCCUCGCCGCGUCAGCUGAGGACCCACAAAAGAGCUGGAAAAAAGACGGAAACCGUGGCAUGGGAAACUCCUCCGCCCCAAGGCUUCCCGCCUGAAAGUUCGUACAUAAUUAACGCCACUGAGAAGGGGACCGCGUAUGGUUCGCGAGAAAAAUCGCUCCGGCAUUAAAAUUCGAAACGAAGUGUAUGCUUUUUUAUCUCUCUCGUGCUGUUGUUUCACUUUGCCACUCAAGACAGGAGCGGAAUGAUUUUCGCACAUUUCACGGGUCCCACAAGGCUUUGGCAGUUGAUUGCGAGGAACUGCUGUCGGUAAAUUAGCAUCGCGCGUUCUGAUUCCACGUGGUGGCCUUAUGGGAGCCUUAUUAAAAAUGCAUAGCUGAGAUUGCGUGAAAUUAUAAAAUGGCUGAGGCGAGACUCGAACGAUACCAUCGCAAAAUGUGGUCACCAUCUUGGAAGAGAAUCGUGGGAAAACAAUGGCUUCUUGCAAGUGUUUCGAGGUUUUACUCGAGAAUGGAAUUACUCGGAAUGUGAUAGUAGCUGGUCUAAGUUGAAAAUGGAUUCAAACCAUUGAUGACAUUUUGAUGCCGAGUUCCUUAGAGUUCAUUUGAAUAAUUUAUCUAUUCCGUAUAAUGAUAAAAAAAAUCCAAUUUUGCUAAACAGUCAAGUUUAUGAAUAAUCUAUCCCCGAAAGCCUCUAUUCAGACUUCACCCUUCAUUUGACCCAGUAGUAACAGACUUUACACAAACACAAUCUCUCGUCUACCGUAUCUGUUCGGUUCCAAAAGUCCAACACACAGUUAACAUUUUCGAGUUCCAGCGUUAAUUUCUCAAUACUUGUAUAUAGAGCAAACUGUCCACACUGCAAUGGACGAACAAAAAAAAUCGAACAAACCUACCAUUGAUUUCAUCCAAGCGCCACAUCAACUAAAAACAUGAGAGAAAAACAAACUUUAUAACUAAUAAUAACAAAAAACCACACAAACCAAACUAACAAACAUUUUUAACAAUGCAAAACCAAGCAGUAACCUGCAUGGAAUACAAACAAAGCGUAAAUAACGAAACUACAAAUAACUCCAGCGAGCGAAAGGCUUCGCAGAUGCAAAAUACUCGAAGCUGGGCUUGAACAUCAAACAUACGCGAAAAGUGGCGUUGCGAAAUACCAACAAUAAGAAAAUAAAACUUUCUCUUACUUCCUGCCCGGUGCUUGGUUUCCUUCUUCCUUGUUCUACUGCAAUCACUCGAACCACCCACCUCCUCCUUUUCCUUUCUCGCCAAUCAGAU
Toxorhynchites rutilus septentrionalis is the source of this 20710-nucleotide messenger RNA. RefSeq lists its product as uncharacterized. Lineage: Eukaryota; Metazoa; Arthropoda; Insecta; Diptera; Culicidae. The record is from RefSeq and is a predicted model, not a curated record. Gene Ontology annotation, molecular function: cell adhesion molecule binding. Gene Ontology annotation, biological process: cell-cell adhesion. The transcript is spliced from 10 exons. Bases 2633 to 6220 code for a protein of 1195 amino acids. Gene Ontology annotation, cellular component: cell-cell junction.